AUGAGCAGAUUCUCUCUAUACAGCACUGCUGCAGAGGUGUCCGAGUUCCGCCGGUGCAAUGAAAAGAGCCGGGGCAAGAUCCUCACUAUGCAGUCUAUGAACCCGGUGGUCCGGGCGAUAGAGAACGCGGUGCUGGGUCCCACCGUGGAGAAAGCUGGGGGGAUUGAGAGAGAGCUGCGUAGGGGUAUCAAAAAGCAGUUCGAUGAGGUGAUCAGAGCUAAUAUUGGUGACGCGCAUGCAGUGGGACAGCAGCCAAUCACAUUCCUCCGACAGGUGGUGGCUCUUUGCACAUACCCGGACCUCUUGGAUAAUCCAAGCUUUCCUAAUGAUGCAAAGUCCAGAGCAAUGCGAAUCCUGCAGUCGUGCGGCGGAAAAAGCCUGGGAUCCUACAGCGCCAGCCAAGGAGUGAGUUGUAUCCUUGAAGACGUGGCCCAAUAUAUCAUAAGGCGAGAUGGAGGCAUUCCUGCUGACCCGGAUAAUAUCUAUCUAACCACAGGAGCUAGCGAUGGUAUCAUAAGUAUCCUGAAGAUCCUUGUGUCUGGAGAAGGUCAGUCUCGAACCGGAUUCAUGAUUCCCAUCCCUCAGUUUCCUCUGUAUUCAGCAGCCAUCUCUGAGCUAGAUGCCACCCAGGUCAACUACUACCUGGAUGAGGAGAACUGCUGGGCAGUAGAUGUCAAAGAGCUGCGAAGAGCGCUGUACAAAGGCAGGGAGUACUGUAACCCCAAGGUCCUGUGCGUCAUCAACCCGGGAAACCCAACAGGGCAGGUACACAGCAGACGUUGCAUAGAAGAGGUGAUCCACUUUGCGUUUGAGGAGGGCCUUUUCCUUCUGGCAGACGAGGUUUAUCAGGACAACAUAUAUCCCGGGAACUGCAAGUUUCAUUCAUUUAAGAAAGUUCUCUAUGAAAUGGGCCCAGAGUACUCAAGCAAUGUGGAGCUUGCCUCUUUCCACUCAGCCUCGAAAGGAUUUGUGAGCGAGUGCGGUUAUAGAGGGGGUUACAUGGAGGUGCUGAAUCUACAAGCUGAUGUUAAAGCACAGCUCAUUAAAAUGCUCUCUGUCCGGCUGUGCCCUCCAUUGUUAGGUCAGGCAGCCAUGGAUGUGGUUGUGAACCCACCAAAACCCGAAGAAGAGUCCCAUCAGCAGUUUAUGAGGGAAAAGGAAGCUGUCCUGUCCAGUCUUGCUCUAAAAGCCAAACUGACGGAGGAACUGUUAAACCAAGUGCCAGGCAUCCAGUGUAACCCCCUGCAGGGCGCCAUGUAUGCCUUCCCCCGUAUCCUCAUCCCAGAUAAAGCUAGACAGCAGGCCGAGGACCUUCAGGUGGCCCCUGAUAUGUUUUACUGUAUGAAGCUACUCAAAGAAACUGGUGUUUGUGUUGUUCCUGGUAGUGGAUUUGGACAGAAGGAAGGAACCUAUCACUUUAGAAUGACAAUUCUCCCAGCAGAAGACAAACUGAAGACUCUGUUACAGAAAGUGAAAGAUUUCCACAUCAAAUUUCUUGCUGAAUACUCAUAG
Messenger RNA from Spea bombifrons (plains spadefoot toad), 1512 nucleotides. RefSeq names its product glutamic--pyruvic transaminase 2 (gene GPT2). Gene Ontology annotation, molecular function: L-alanine:2-oxoglutarate transaminase activity; pyridoxal phosphate binding. The record is from RefSeq and is a predicted model, not a curated record. The transcript is spliced from 11 exons. Bases 1 to 1512 code for a protein of 503 amino acids. Lineage: Eukaryota; Metazoa; Chordata; Amphibia; Anura; Pelobatidae. Gene Ontology annotation, biological process: biosynthetic process.